AAGUUUGUCUGCCUGAGAAGAGCUUCAGUAUAUUGUCCUUUGGAUCCAGCCUUCCACUAUCACAGUUGACAAUGCUGAAACCCACAGACUCACUGGAGCUCAUAUAUUACCUAAACUGUUUAUACAGGGAACCCAGGACAGUUGUACUCCACAAGGGAUCCACCGGCCUUGGCUUCAACAUAGUCGGGGGAGAAGAUGGUGAAGGCAUCUUUGUCUCCUUCAUCUUAUUAGGCGGACCAGCAGACCUUAGUGGAGAGUUGAGGCGGGGUGAUGAAAUCCUAUCUGUUAAUGGCAUUGACCUUCGUGGAGCCACACAUGAACAGGCAGCAGCUGCACUGAAGGGAGCCGGGCAGGUGGUCACCAUUGUUGCUCAGUUCAAACCAGAAGAAUAUGGACAUUUUGAAGCCAAAAUCAAUGACCUUCGAGAACACAUGAUGAACCACAGUUUGUGCACUGAGUCGGGGUAUCUGCAAACCAAUCAGAAGAAAUCACUCUAUGUCAGGGCACUAUUUGACUAUGAGAAGUCAAAGGACAGUGGACUACCAAGCCAGGGGCUGAGUUUCAAGUAUGGUGAUAUCCUUCAUGUUACCAAUGCAUCAGAUGAUGAGUGGUGGCAAGCCUGCCGUGUCACCAGCCAUGGAGACAGCAAGGAGAUAGGAGUCAUUCCCAGCAAGAAAAGAGUGGAACGGAAGGAGCGGGCACGUCUAAAAACUGUGAAAUUUAAUGCCAGUGCAGGACUGUGUGAUUCAAAAGUGGACAUCGUGGGAAUAGGUGAUGAUGGGUAUGGGACAAGAACAUUCAGAAGUCAAGAUGAUGCAAGACUCUCCUAUGAAUACGUGCUACGCCAAGAAGUUGAUUAUGCUAGACCUGUCAUCAUUCUUGGACCCAUGAAGGACAAAAUCAAUGAAGAUCUGAUUGGCGAGUUUCCGGACAAGUUUGGUUCUUGUGUCCCACACACCACAAGGCCAAAACGGAGCUAUGAGGUUGAUGGGCAAGACUAUCUCUUUGUGAUGUCCAGAGAGCAGAUGGAGAAAGACAUCCAAGAACACAAGUUCAUAGAAGCUGGACAAUACAAUGACAAUCUUUAUGGGACCAGUGUCCAGUCUGUAAAACAUGUAGCUGAGAGGGGCAAACACUGUAUUCUGGAUGCCUCUGGAAAUGCCAUUAAACGACUUCAAGUAGCACAGUUGCAUCCAAUAGCCAUCUUGAUAAAACCUAAGUCUGCUGAUUCAUUAAUGGACAUGAAUAAGAAAUUGACUGAGGAACAAGCGAAGAAGAUAUUUGAAAAGGCUGUGAAGCUGGAGAGGGAGUUUGGCGAAUUCUUUACAGCUCUGGUUCAAGGAGACACCUUAGAUGAUAUUUAUCACAAGUCUAAACAAGUCAUUGAUGAACAUUCAGGACCCUACGUCUGGAUUCCAUCAAAUGAAAAAUUAAAAUGACUCAUGACCUUGGAAGGCUGCUGGGAACAAGAUGCAAGCAGUCAUUUCUAAUCCUCUAAAACUGUCAGUUUUACUGUUACUCUUAUUUUAUUACAUUUUUUCCCUCCAUGACUUUUUUUGUUAAUGUCACUUAAA
This is a messenger RNA of Xiphophorus couchianus (Monterrey platyfish), 1574 nucleotides long. It is a transcript of the gene dlg2, whose product is annotated as discs, large homolog 2 (Drosophila). Gene Ontology annotation, biological process: regulation of postsynaptic membrane neurotransmitter receptor levels; embryo development; establishment or maintenance of epithelial cell apical/basal polarity. The transcript has 12 exons. Lineage: Eukaryota; Metazoa; Chordata; Actinopteri; Cyprinodontiformes; Poeciliidae. The coding region runs from base 72 to 1439 and encodes 455 amino acids. The record is from RefSeq and is a predicted model, not a curated record. Gene Ontology annotation, molecular function: protein kinase binding; ionotropic glutamate receptor binding. Gene Ontology annotation, cellular component: postsynaptic density membrane; neuron projection; basolateral plasma membrane.